CUCACCGCCCUCAUCUGCCCCUCUCCUCUCCUCCUCUCUUCCUUCCUGCAUCCUGAAUACCUUCUUGGUCUUCCUUUCUCUUCUUCCCCUAGACAUUCAUCCAUCUCACCCCUAUCCCCCAUUUCACGCCUUCUCUCCCCCCGGUCUGGGCCUCGCUGCCUGAUUCUUCGGCCCAACCUCCCUCUAGCGCGUGCCGAACCAUGACCUACGUCUCUCGGCUCGUGUCACUGUCUGAUCUUCAGGAGCUUCAUGCUGGCUAAGUUGCUGGCGUGAUCCAAUACCGUCUGCGAAUCCUCUGCACCUUGCAUAUUCUAUCGCCUGUCUUACUUUAAUUCCCCGAUCGAUCGUCUUACACCAUCCAAUCCGACAGCUAAACCAUAUACAUUACGCCCCAACCCUCAUCGAACCACCCAUCAUGUCUGCACCGGCAUCUCCCAAAGCAUCCCUCGAUUCGGAUGAUAGCGAGGCGGGAAAGUUCAGGUCCAUCUCGUACGCUGGUGAUCGUCGUGCGGAUAGACGAAGAAAGUCAAUCCAGUUCAACAUUGGAGGCGGGGAAUCCCAACCCCCCCGACGUUCGGUCAGUCUGCAUGGUCACAAGCGACGAUCGAAUCCGGAAAUCUUCCUGGAUAGUAAGCCCCUGGAUGAGGAGCACAAGUCUGAACCUAAACCUGUGGGUAGGGGACAUUCCCCACCGCCUCCCAAGACCUACGAACGAGGUGUUUCCUUCGAUACCUUUGAUAACCCCGAUGCGGCGGACUUCUCCUUGACGCUGAAUUAUAAACACAAAGGCUACCAAUCUACCCGUCGGAGUCGUACGUUUCUCUGCGGGACGGACCAAAACGAUUACUCUGAUUUUGCUCUUGAAUGGCUCAUUGAUGAGCUGGUGGAUGAUGGGGAUGAGAUUGUGUGUCUCCGGGCUGUGGAGAAGGAUUCGAGCCUUGCAAGUGACGCUGGGAUUGAGACGGGGAAAUACCGGAAAGAAGCAGAGAAGCUAUUUGAGCAGGUGAUUCAGAAGAACAGCCAGGAUGAAAAGGCGAUUAGUUUGGUCUUGGAAUUGGCUGUUGGGAAAAUUCAGAGUAUCAUUCAACGCAUGAUUCGAAUUUACGAACCUGCAGUUCUGGUUGUUGGAACUCGUGGUCGUAACUUGAGUGGCAUGCAGAGUCUCCUACCAGGCUCGGUCUCCAAGUACUGUUUACAGCAGUCGCCAAUCCCAGUCAUCGUCGUCCGUCCAUCUACCAAACGAGAGAAAAAGAAAAAGAAGCGUCUUGCAGACCCAGCCAGACGAAGCUACAAUCAUAUUCUGGAAAUGAGUGAGCGACGGGGAAGUCGCAUAUUUGACGCGAGUUCCAGUACGGAUAGCGGGAUCUCCAAGCUCCCCGACGAGGAAGCAGCAGUUGCUGAAGCCCUUGGUCUGCCACAAUCCUAUGCCAACUCACGGAGUUCUCUCUCCAUAUCCGAAAGAAGCAGUGUUAGCCAUGACGAGCAUGAGCCGGCACAAUCGAACUGGGGCUCCCUCGAUGCUGUGAUGAAAGGAAUUCCGAAUGAAAGCCCGGCAACUACUGAGAACGAGAGUGUAUCGGACGAUGAACAGAUAGAUCGUCCGGAGAAGGACUCGGCUGCAGUGUCGGUAGAUAACAGUAACGCCUCUACUCCACAGGUUGGCGCUAUCUCGCCCAAGGAUGUAGAGACUCCCGAUUUGGAGCCUGUGUCUGACGUGUCAAAGCCUCCAUCGGCCGUGCCCGUUAUUGUCACUGAAGAUACCCCCAAAGAUGAGAGUGAAACAAAAGGUUGAGCUUUGACUUGGGUAGAGGUCCAUUAGGGCAACUUGUUUUUAUUUAUUACUUAUCUUUUUCAUCCUUGCAAGAGCGGGUGGUGAUAUGAUAAAGGCGCAUAUUCAUUACACGAGCUUAUCCAGAUGAUGAUUGCAUGCAGCAUCAGGCGUUGGUGGCUUUGAUAUCUUUCUCUCGAUACCAACGAACCUUGAAGUAUGGUGGAGACUUGUUACAUAGCGAAUAAUCAAGUGCAUUUAUUACCCCAGAGAUUUUCCAAUAAUACGAUAUAGAACAGCUG
This is a messenger RNA of Aspergillus wentii DTO 134E9, 2070 nucleotides long. Its product is annotated as universal stress protein. The record is from RefSeq and is a predicted model, not a curated record. Bases 416 to 1792 code for a protein of 458 amino acids. NCBI's taxonomy places the organism in Eukaryota, Fungi, Ascomycota, Eurotiomycetes, Eurotiales, Aspergillaceae. The transcript has 3 exons.